CUGUACCUGAUCUUAAAAAAGCAUCAGAGUUUUAUAAAAAUAUUUUAGGUGCUAAGGAAGUUAGCGAAGCUGUGCCACAACCAGAACAUGGAGUAUAUACAGUUUUUGUGAACUUAGGCAAUACAAAAAUCGAGCUUUUGCAUCCUUAUGGUGAUAAAUCACCAAUACAAAAUUUCUUAGAUAAAAAUAAAAAUGGUGGAGUUCACCAUAUUUGUAUUGAGGUUGAUGAUAUUAAAAUAGCCAUAAAAGAUAUAGCAUCAAAAGGUAUUAGAGUUUUAGAUCCUGAACCAAAAAUUGGUGCUCAUGGCAAUCCUGUU
Messenger RNA from Dentiscutata erythropus, 317 nucleotides. The record is from the annotation of a GenBank genome assembly. Lineage: Eukaryota; Fungi; Glomeromycota; Glomeromycetes; Diversisporales; Gigasporaceae.